Silurus meridionalis is the source of this 2176-nucleotide messenger RNA. Its product is annotated as alkaline ceramidase 2-like. The record is from RefSeq and is a predicted model, not a curated record. Gene Ontology annotation, cellular component: membrane. Gene Ontology annotation, molecular function: hydrolase activity, acting on carbon-nitrogen (but not peptide) bonds, in linear amides. Gene Ontology annotation, biological process: ceramide metabolic process. The transcript is spliced from 8 exons. The coding region runs from base 579 to 1442 and encodes 287 amino acids. NCBI's taxonomy places the organism in Eukaryota, Metazoa, Chordata, Actinopteri, Siluriformes, Siluridae.
AAUUAAACAACAAUUAUUAUAAUUAACAACGAAUCGCUUACUUGGUGAAUUAAUUGCAUGCUAUUUUUAUUAAUUUAAUUAAUUGGAAUUUAGUUUUAUUUGUGUUGCGACUUUAACAUUGGAUUUUGUCCCAAAGCAGCUUUACAGAGUUGUGUUACAGAGUUGUGUUACAGAGUUGUGUUACAGAGUGUACAGUUUUUUAAAUUGUAAAUGUAAUGAAUAAUCCAGUGGCGAAUAUGGGAAAGAAAAAAACCCUCAGAUGGCACGAGGAAGAAACCAGACUCAAAGAGACCCUCAUCCUCAUCUGGGUGCACAGAGUGUCCUGAAGACAGUCCAAAUCAACCCCCAAAACUCUUCAGUUGCUCAGGAACUUGGAUUUUCACGUUGUAGAUGUAAAACCAUCUCCAGCUGCACCAGUUGAAGAGAAACUUCCAGAGGCUGGGAGGCUCCGCCCCCUCUGUCUCUACCUCUAACUGGAAAGUUUUAAAAAGCUGAGAGCAUGCAGAAGGAGGAGUUGGUGGAGGAGAAGAAAUGAUCCAGAUUUAAAGACAAUCAGCAGAAAGGGGAAAAUUAGGAACAUGAUGAGGAACAUGAUGAUGAUGAUGAUGAGGAUGGUGAGCUCUGAGAGCUGGAGAGAUCAGCUCCAACCUGGCAGCUCAGAAAUUGACUGGUGUGAAGGGAAUUAUCUCAUCCACCCCAACAUCGCUGAGUUCUACAACACGAUCAGUAACGUGCUGUUCUUCGUCCUGCCUCCUCUCCUGAUGCACCUGUUCCGCCAGUACGCUGUGUGUUAUAACCGUGGGAUUUAUGUCAUAUGGUUCCUGCUCAUGGUCGUUGGCAUGAGCUCGGCGUAUUUUCACGCUACGCUCAGUUUCCUGGGCCAGAUGUUGGACGAGCUUUCCAUCCUCUGGGUGCUAAUGUGCGCUUUAGCCAUGUGGUUCCCCAAACGGUUCCUGCCCAGAAUGUUCCGGAGAGACAGGUGUCGUUUCAAGCUGCUGGUGGUUCUGCUUUCUCUCGUCUUCACCUGUUUGGCCUUCAUGAAGCCUGUGAUGAACUCUGUGUGUCUCAUGACUCUGGGGUUCCCCUGUACGGUUCUCCUCAUCACUGAACUGCAGAGGUGUGAGAACCAGCGUGUGAUUACGCUGGGUUUCAUCUCAGCCAUGUGGUGGUCUCUCGCUCUACUGUGCUGGAUCAGUGACAAGAUCUUCUGUGAUAUCUGGUCCAACAUGAACUUCCCCUACUUACACAGUGUUUGGCACAUUCUCAUCUGCGUGGCCUCCUACCUGUGCUGUGUGUGUUUCGCAUAUUUCGACGCUGAAAGCGAGGUUCCUGAGAGAGAACCGGUGCUUCGGUUCUGGCCCAGUGAGCGCUGGGCUUUCAUCGGGGUUCCUUACGUCACUCUACUGAACACACAUCGAAAAUCCUGCCACAAAACAUCCUAAAGUCUUAAGAAGAGCGUUUACACUGAGGAGGGUGAAGGUGACGCAGUGAGGAGGAACGCAGAGAUAAAAAACCAUGAGUAGAAGAUUGAGUAAGCAGCCUACCUCAUACCCCAGGAUCUCCUCCCAAUCCUGACGGAAUAACAGAUACAUAUUUAAUAAUUCUGUUCAUAUUUAAAUGUUUUACAUUUUAUCAAUCACUUUUAUUUCCAGAUUUUUUUUUUCUUUGAAACAAAUGACUUAGUUUUUAAUUUUUUAGGUCUAAUUUGUAAAAUCUUAUAUAAAGAGAUGAUUAUUUUUAUUAAUAUUUUUUAAACAGUUUUUUGUGAAUUAAAUUAACAGCAUAAAGACUAAUGUUCAAUUGAUAUCUAUUAUAUUCAUUCAAGCACUAUUUCUGAAGUCAAAUCAGGAAUAUUUGACAAUUUAGACAUUUUUGUCCUAACAAGAACUUCAUGCUCAAAUUUUAAUUAUAUUAAAAACUUCUUGAAGGACUUCCACAGCUGUGCACCAGAGAUCUUUAUAUUGUAUAUAUCUAUAUCUACAAAAUUGCAGUUCCAGAUGUGCAAUCCAGUGAUUUGUAGUUUUGUAUUAAGGUACAUAAACAAUGUAUUACUGCAGCCUGGUUACUAAAAUGUACAGGUUUCUCCACGUCAGGAAAAUAUUACUAUUAAUAUGCUUUUACUUGAACUUUUGAUGGUUUGUAAAUUACAAUAAAAUUAGAAAAAGAUGCAACAUGA